Molecule: messenger RNA, 1572 nt
Organism: Paraglomus occultum
Lineage: Eukaryota; Fungi; Glomeromycota; Glomeromycetes; Paraglomerales; Paraglomeraceae
Source: the annotation of a GenBank genome assembly
CAUACACAUAACCAAAUUUCCAAAUAUGCAGGAUUGUUCGCCGCUCACCCCCUCGAGAUAGCAGGUGUCAAUAAUAUUACAAUCCUUGAGCGCGAGUCUCGUGUCGGUGGUCGUGUCCACACGCACUACUUUGAUGACUACACUAAGCAAAAUAAGCUGUACGCGGAACUUGGUGCAAUGAGGUUGCCACAUGUCGAGAAAAAUGGGAAACCGCUUGGGGAACACGCUCUUGUCUUUGAGCUCAUUGAACACUUGAAUAAUUUGAAUAAGAGUCAUCCAGAACGAAAAAUCGAUCUUAUUCCAUUCAUUUUCUCAAGCGAUAACGACAAGUUCUUUUACAACGGCGAAAGACUGACUCAGAAAGAUGCACAAGAAGUAAAAAAUUUUCAUCUACUGGGAUUUCCGCCUUCCGUCCGCCCAAGCUCCAUCAUGUUAUUCAGCGAAGCGUUGAAACCUUUUUUUAAACGACUUGACGAAAAUUUUGAUGAUGGCGUCAAGUAUCUUAAGAAAUAUGACCGUCACUCCGUAUAUUCCUAUAUGAAGGAAGUAUUCCUUCCCGAAAAGCUUUUACUUACGGACCUUAUGUAUCCACCACCAAAUGCUGAUGAAAUUAUCGGGGCCAUGGAAUUGACAGAAUCAGCAACAGGUCUUUUUAGGCUGGCAUUUGUAGAGGCUGUUUUGGAUGCAUACACGUUUACAAAUUCCUAUCCUGGUGAAGAUGUUAAACGAACGUGGAAGACGAUCGAUGGUGGAAUGCAGAGACUGCCCGAUGCGCUUUGUUCAGUAUUGAAACAGAGGAUAAAGCUCAAUAGCAAAGUGUACAAACUGGAACAUCUUGAGAAUGGAAAUGUAAAGGUGUAUUGGAAAGGACAACCCCCUAGUUCUGAGGAGUUCCAUCGAGUCAUUGUGACAGCUCCAUUGGGUGUUGUUCGGCAGUGGGAUUUGCCAAAACUUUCUUAUGGCAAGCGACGCGCGAUUCGCGAGUUAAAUUACGAUAACUCUGCCAAGAUAUUUCUUAGGUUCAAAUCUCGAUUCUGGGAGAAGGACGAUCGUAUGGUGGGUGGUAGCUCUUCCACAGACCUUAUGAUUCGCACAGUAGUAUAUCCAUCUUACUACACUGAUAUUUCACCCGAUAAUGAUGCUAUGUUGUUGGCAUCAUACACGUGGGCCAACGAUGCAGCCAAAUUUGCCCCCCUUACGCAGGAUGAAUGUUUCAAAUAUGCAUUGAGAGAUCUGGAAACUUUACACAACAGGAGCCUCAAAAAUGAAUGGAUCCCCGGAACUGACAACAACGUAUCCAUCUACUGGACAAAUCAGAAGUCAACGGUCGGGGCUUUCGCACUAUUUGGGCCGGAACAGCUGGUGAAUCUUCUGCCAGAUAUGCUAAAGGUAGAAAAGUCGAUUCAUUGGGCGGGUGAACACACGGAUAUUCAUCAUGCAUGGAUUGUUGGUGCGCUGAACUCUGCAGUCAGAGUUGUGCAGGAAGUGCUAAUUGCUGAAUCACGAGAAAAAGAUUGGACUGUAUUGAAAAAUCAUGAAUUACUGAGAAGCUGGAUGGGGAAUGAUAGUUAA